Messenger RNA from Peromyscus maniculatus bairdii (prairie deer mouse), 6033 nucleotides. RefSeq names its product jumonji and AT-rich interaction domain containing 2 (gene Jarid2). Gene Ontology annotation, cellular component: chromatin; nucleus. Gene Ontology annotation, molecular function: DNA binding. Lineage: Eukaryota; Metazoa; Chordata; Mammalia; Rodentia; Cricetidae. Gene Ontology annotation, biological process: chromatin remodeling; regulation of gene expression. The record is from RefSeq and is a predicted model, not a curated record.
GGAUAGCCUGUCUCUCAUUGGUUAGGGGGCUUGGAAAAAAGAGACUCGGCGAGCCCUCCGCUGUGGUGCUGCCGCCGCCGCCGCUGGAGUUGACUCUUCUGCUCGCACUGCUGCUGCAGCACAAACGUGACUUCCAACAUUUUAAAUCUUAUCUUUCCUUUUUCUUUUUCCAAGAUGUAACUACAGAUCAGACACUAAGGACCUUCACGUUUCGCUGAUGUAGUUUUUGGAAGAAAAAAGGGGGGGAGUGAAGGGCGUCGGUUUUUUUUUUCUUCUUUUUUUUUUUGUGUGUCUGUGUUGUGUGUUUCGGGGGAAAUUUUCCAUUAUGAGUGUUUUACAAAAGUGAAUUUUUCUUGUUUGCUUCGUUCGUCUUUGGCUCUUUAUUUUUUUUCUUUUAUCCUUCUCAAUUUCGGAUUUAUUUCAAGGCGAAUCUGGCUUUGGGGGAAGAGGAAGAAAAGUCGGAUUACAAGAUCAACCACCACCAACAAUAAAAACCACCAGGAUAUUUUUUUUUUUGCAAAUUUCUGACGGCUUUAAAUUCAUGAAGCAAUUGUCCCCUUUUGCAAUCACCAUUUGGAUCUCAGAAUGAGCAAGGAAAGACCCAAGAGGAAUAUCAUCCAGAAGAAAUACGAUGACAGCGAUGGGAUCCCGUGGUCAGAAGAGAGAGUGGUACGGAAAGUCCUUUAUUUGUCUCUGAAGGAAUUCAAGAAUGCACAGAAAAGGCAGCAUGGGGAAGGCAUUGCUGGGAGCCUGAAAUCAGUGAAUGGGCUCCUUGGUAAUGACCAGUCUAAGGCGUUAGGACCAGCGUCAGAGCAGUCAGAGAAUGAGAAGGACGAUGCAUCCCAAGUGUCCUCUACUAGCAACGAUGUUAGUUCUUCAGAUUUUGAAGAAGGGCCGUCGAGGAAAAGGCCCAGGCUGCAAGCACAAAGGAAGUUUGCUCAAUCUCAGCCGAACAGUCCCAGCACAACUCCAGUGAAGACAGUGGAGCCUUUGCUACCCCCGCCAGCUACUCAAAUUUCUGACCUCUCUAAAAGGAAGCCUAAGACAGAAGACUUUCUUACCUUUCUCUGCCUUCGAGGUUCUCCUGCGCUGCCCAGCAGUAUGGUAUAUUUUGGGAGCUCUCAGGAUGAGGAGGAUGUCGAAGAGGAAGAUGACGAGACAGAAGAUGUCAAAACAGCCAACAACAAUGCUUCAUCUUCGUGCCAGUCCACCCCCAGGAAAGGAAAAACCCAUAAGCAUGUACACAAUGGACAUGUCUUCAAUGGCUCCAACAGGUCAACACGGGAGAAAGAACCCGCUCAAAAACACAAAAGCAAAGAGACCACUCCAGCAAAGGAGAAGCACAUCGACCACAGGGCAGAUAGCCGAAGGGAGCCGGCUUCAGUGGCCCAGCCCACAGCCACCCCCUCUGCAGGCUCCUUGGCCAAGGGGCUUCCUGCCAACCACCAACCUCCCCCUCCGCAUCGGUCGGCUCAGGACUUACGGAAACAGGUAACCCUCCAUGUGUCUAAGGUAAAUGGAGUCACUCGAAUGUCAUCUCUGGGUGCAGGUACAACCAGUGCCAAAAAGAUCCGAGAAGUCAGACCUUCACCAUCCAAAACUGUGAAGUACACUGCCACAGUGACCAAGGGGACUGUCACAUACACCAAAGCCAAGAGAGAACUGGUCAAGGAAACCAAACCCACCCACCACAAGCCCAGUUCAGCUGUCAACCAUACAAUCUCAGGGAAAACUGAAAGUAGCAAUGCAAAAACCCGCAAACAGGUGCUAUCCCUCGGGGGGGCGUCCACGUCCACCGGGCCCGCUGCCAGUGGCCUCAAGGCCAGCAGCAGGUUGAACCCAAAGUCAUGCACUAAGGAGGUGGGGGGGCGGCAGCUGAGGGAGGGGCUGCGGAAUUCCAAGAGGAGACUGGAAGAGGCACAGCAGGUGGAUAAGCCGCAGUCACCCCCCAAGAAGAUGAAAGGGGCAGCAGGCAUUGCCGAAGCCCCUGGCAAAAAGGCCUCAGCGGCUUCAGCAGAGAAGUCUCUGCUGAAUGGACACGUGAAGAAAGAAGUGCCCGAGCGAAGUUUGGAAAGGAAUCGGCCGAAGCGGGCCACGGCUGGUAAGAACAUGCCGGGCAAACAAGCACAUGGCAAGGCAGAGGGCACCCCCUGUGAAAAUCGUUCUACCUCGCAACCCGAGUCCUCGCACAAGCCGCAUGAUCCGCAGGGCAAGCCAGAGAAGGGGAUCGGCAAGUCUGGGUGGACAGCGAUGGACGAGAUCCCUGUCCUCAGGCCCUCCGCCAAGGAAUUCCAUGACCCUCUCAUCUACAUUGAGUCAGUACGUGCUCAGGUGGAGAAGUACGGGAUGUGUCGUGUGAUUCCCCCUCCGGACUGGCGGCCAGAGUGCAAGCUCAACGAUGAGAUGCGCUUUGUCACGCAGAUCCAGCACAUCCAUAAGCUGGGCCGGCGCUGGGGCCCCAAUGUACAGCGGCUAGCCUGCAUAAAAAAGCACCUCAGAUCUCAGGGCAUCACUAUGGAUGAACUCCCCCUCAUAGGAGGCUGUGAGCUUGACCUGGCCUGCUUUUUCCGGCUGAUUAAUGAGAUGGGCGGCAUGCAGCAAGUGACUGACCUCAAAAAAUGGAACAAACUAGCAGACAUGCUGCGCAUUCCUAAAACUGCCCAGGAUCGGCUGGCCAAGCUGCAGGAGGCCUACUGCCAGUACCUGCUCUCCUAUGACUCCUUGUCCCCUGAGGAGCACCGACGGCUGGAGAAGGAGGUGCUGAUGGAGAAGGAGAUCCUAGAGAAGCGUAAAGGGCCGUUAGAGGGGCACACAGAAAAUGACCAUCACAAGUUCCACUCCCUGCCUCGCUUUGAGCCCAAAAAUGGGCUCAUCCAUGGUGUUACACCCAGGAAUGGCUUCCGUAGCAAGCUCAAGGAGGUGGGCCAGGCCCCACUCAAGACAGGCCGGCGGCGAUUGUUCGCUCAGGAAAAAGAAGUGGUCAAAGAGGAGGAAGAGGACAAAGGUGUCCUCAAUGACUUCCACAAGUGCAUCUAUAAGGGAAGAUCUGUUUCUCUAACAACUUUUUAUCGAACAGCAAGAAACAUCAUGAACAUGUGUUUCAGCAAGGAGCCUGCACCAGCAGAGAUCGAGCAGGAGUACUGGAGGUUAGUGGAAGAGAAGGACUGUCAUGUGGCAGUCCACUGCGGAAAGGUGGACACUAAUACUCAUGGCAGCGGGUUCCCGGUGGGAAAAUCAGAGCCCUUUUCAAGGCAUGGAUGGAACCUCACCGUCCUCCCCAAUAACACAGGGUCCAUCCUUCGUCACCUUGGUGCUGUGCCUGGAGUGACUAUUCCCUGGCUAAAUAUUGGCAUGGUCUUUUCUACCUCAUGCUGGUCUCGAGACCAAAAUCACCUUCCAUAUAUUGACUACUUACACACUGGUGCUGACUGCAUUUGGUAUUGCAUUCCUGCUGAAGAGGAGAACAAGCUGGAGGACGUGGUCCACACCCUGCUGCAGGCCAAUGGUACCCCAGGGCUGCAGAUGCUGGAGAGCAACGUCAUGAUCUCCCCAGAGGUGCUGUGUAAAGAGGGGAUCAAGGUCCACAGGACUGUACAGCAGAGUGGGCAGUUUGUUGUCUGCUUCCCGGGGUCCUUUGUGUCCAAAGUAUGUUGUGGCUACAGCGUCUCAGAAACAGUGCACUUUGCUACCACCCAGUGGACCAGUAUGGGCUUCGAGACUGCCAAGGAGAUGAAGCGCCGCCAUAUAGCUAAGCCAUUCUCCAUGGAGAAGUUGCUCUACCAGAUUGCACAAGCAGAAGCAAAAAAGGAAAAUGGUCCCACCCUCAGUACCAUCUCAGCCCUUCUGGACGAGCUCAGGGAUACGGAGCUGCGGCAGCGCAGGCAGCUGUUUGAGGCUGGCCUUCACUCUUCCGCCCGCUAUGGCAGCCAUGAUGGCAACAGCACGGUGGCGGAUGGGAAGAAAAAGCCUCGAAAGUGGCUGCAGCUGGAAACGUCAGAGAGGAGGUGCCAGAUCUGCCAGCAUUUGUGCUACCUGUCCAUGGUGGUACAGGAGAACGAGAAUGUUGUCUUCUGUCUGGAGUGUGCACUGCGCCAUGUGGAGAAACAGAAGUCUUGCCGUGGGCUGAAGCUGAUGUACCGCUACGAUGAGGAGCAGAUCAUCAGUUUGGUCAACCAGAUAUGUGGCAAAGUGUCUGGCAAACACGGCGGCAUUGAGAACUGUCUCAACAAACCCACACCAAAAAGAGGCCCCCGCAAGAGAGCGACCGUGGACGUGCCGCCAUCUCGGCUGCCAUCCUCCUGAAGAUGCCGUACCCACGGUCACUUAUAUAUUUUUUGUAAUUACUAUAUUCUAGUUUGGAGUACUUGCUGUAGGAUACAAGCUGUCUUUGCACUAGCUCUAACGAAGAAUUUCUUCUGGUUUUAGAGAACUGAUUUUGUUUUAGCAUUAAACUGUUGACGUUUUUGUACGUAGAUAUCUAGAUACUGCAGUCAGGUUUGGAAGCUGCCGUACACUCACUGUUCAAAACCUUUGAGGGGCUGUAUUAAUUUGUAUUGCCCCCACGGCUGACAAAAGCCUUGUUUUUGUUUUGUUUUGUUUUUUUGUUUGUUUUUGUUUUGUUUGGUAACUGUUGGAGAAUAAAGGCUUUUUAACCCAUUUUUGAAGAGGGUGAAGUUUGGAGAACAAAUUUGAAAACCAUCAGUCACAUGAGCAGAUUUUUAUAGAUUGGGAAAGGGAUAGAAGACACACACACACACACACACACACACACACACACACACACACACACACAGAAAAAAGAAACUUGAAUGGCUUUACUUCGGCUGUCUUUUCUUCUGUCUUGUGCAAGGGGAGUUUGUAACUUUUGGAACCGGAGCGCCUCGUUUGUGUAGCUGGGCGGUUAUGGCAGCUGAAGGCAAAUGUGAGGUUUGAGUGACUGUUCUCAUACCAGCACAUCACUAUGCAUCCGUUCGAGGAGGAGAGAGGACGAAGACAAAGACUGCCUGCCUUGGAGGGUCACUGAGGGAGACCUGUGCCUGAUUUCAUUAGGAAAUCCAUUCUGUUAUUUUUUGGUGCUGUUGGCUACUUUAUCAAAUAAAUAAAUAAAUUAAAAAAUAAAACCACAAAGUCAGCGAACCCUUGAUAGCAGCAUCCUUGAGGAAAAGGAAACCUGUAGUUGACUGUCAGUGCUUCCCGCCGCCGCCGUCGUCAGUGCGGUCUCCUGACACUCCACCUCUGCUUGUCCACUCACUCACACAUCAGCAUUACCCUGCGUGGGACCACACUAGAGCCACUAAGUCCGCAGUUCUUCCCAAUGUGAACCACAUCUGUGCUCAUCUUGUCUGUUUUUUCUCUUCAUGUUUUAACAAAAAAGAAAAAAAAAAGAAUCCUUUGUACAUACUCCUGUAAAUUGUUUUAAAUACUUGAGCCUUUUCUUGGUGGGGGGAGGGGAGGGGUGAGAAAAGAUGAAGAAAAGCCUUACAUUUCAGUUUCUUCAUCGGCUGGAUUGGAUGCUUACAGGGUUUUUCUUGUAACAUUUCUAAGUGCUGCUUACAUCACUCAACAACAACAAAACAUGGUAAUGGAGUAGCUGUUGCCCUUCUCCGGUUGUGUGUACAGUAUGUGUGGAAUAAAAAAGGGAAACUGUUUUCACAAGCUGUUCUUUGUUUCAUAAUUGGAUCAGUCCGUAGCUACCCAUAUUGCACUGAGCUUGCCAGUGGUGACUGCCAGGAACGUCCUAGGAUCCACGGUGGUGGUUGUUGUUGCCGAAGACUGAACUGUUUUGGAAUAUUUAACGGUUACAUAACAGUCGAGUGUUUUCCCAUGUGGUUGUCCAGUUUCUAUGGCCUUGCUGUGUACUUUUCCCUCUUUUUGACAGUAAACUCGCCUAUGGCUUACAGUUUGACAUUUAAUUUAUUAGCGCUGCUCUGCACCCCUCCUCACGAGGGAGGACUUCGUGUGGUUUAUUGCCAGUUUUUGUUUACUUUUCAGGUUUGUACUACAAGGUUUAAUAAUAAAAACGAGUUUUUUGGA